AUGACGUCCGGACGUCAUAUUUCACAGUUGAAUUCGUUGAAAGAUGAACUUCCCGUGCUUGCUUACUGGAACUACACAUCGGCACCAAUUUCGGGGGAACAAAUGACUGUCUUUAUUGCAAAGAUGGAAGAAAAGAUAUCAAGAAGCAUGCAAGUGUCCUUAAUGUGUGACGUUCGAUGCACGGACACCUCAGUGAUCAACGUUGUGGAGCAAGAAUAUCCGAACUUUACAAUUUACCAUGCUUCGCCGUCGAAGAUCGUCGAUCGAAUUUGCACGGAGAUGAAGCGACACACCUCACUGUUCGAAAAGCCUGGCCUCGUUGUGCUGAUCUCAGAUUCUGGAAACUACACAUCUACACUGAGUUCGUUGUCAACAAUUGGAUGGAGAACCUUGAUUAUUUGUCCAAACACUUUGGACUACACGUUCUUGGAUUCGGCCAAGGAGUGCCUCCAAAUGGAUGAAAUUGUCGAUUUUUCCAUUGCACCAAAUCCGUACGAGGCUCGCUGCUUUCUUUUGCAGAUUCCAUCCAUUCCUCAGGAUAAGUUUAAUAGCUUGUUGUCAAAGGACCAGCAAUGUGUCUACUUUAACUCGCGUUCCGGUGAAGCGGUCAUUGUGAUUGAGGCGGAGAAUCAGGAUUAUAUGCAGAAAAGGUUGGAAUCGUUGAUCGAACGCGUUUGUGCUACAACGGGCCUUUGUCCAGCUGAUAUUCUUCCGUUUCCACCAAAUUCCUUCAAAUGCGUCGUUGGUUUGACCCCUUCAAAAGAUGUUGUUCAACUGGUGAUCUUUGAUGACAAUGCUCAACACUUAUCCGGAGAUCCGCAGCUGAUGACGAGUCUUUCUCAUUAUUCAAACGGAAUAACUCACAAUAAGAGUAUUCAGUUUACUCCAACUUACGGACCAGAGCCCGCACCUCAGUGCAUGCAGAAAUCUUCAACUCGUGAGCCUGCGCACGAUGCACAAAAGGCUAAGCAAUCAUUGAUGAAUCCGAGCGAUUUGGUACAAGGCUUGACUCAUCUUGAUGAUUCUCCACCACCCGAACCACAACAAUCGGCAACGAUGGUGUGCUCUUCGAAGACUAUGGAUCCUUUUGCCAUUGGGGCUACACGAUUGAGAGAACGAGACCAUGUCCAACAACAACUGCAACAAUCAAACUGCAAACUGCCGAAGAGUGAAAGCUUUGGAGGAUUCAACGCCGAUGAAAAGAUUUGCCCCGGGAUGAAUCAAGUUGCUUUAAGCAAAGGAGGCUUUUGCAAAUCGGAAAACAAACAAGAAGGCGCCAAUAGAUGGAUGAAUUCAUUUGGAGGAAAUCCUUGGAAACAGGCAGAGGAGAAUUUCAUUCGUCGCACUCAACCUCCUUCUCUGCAACACAAUUACCCGCAACAAUGCCAAGAGUUAAACUCCAAUGUUACUCCUAAUGGCACCUAUUGCGAGACUGGCAUUCAAGAAAGCGUCACUGGCAAAGAUAUGGGAUGUGAUCGAGAGAAUCAGAACAAUUCGGAUUAUUACUUCGCCUUCGGCAACAAACAAAAUGGGCAGCGGAAACAGCAAGAACGAUUCCGAAAGCCGGCGCCUCAAUGUGUUUUCUGGGAAAAUCGCCGUCAUCGGCAAGAAACAGGAUGUACACUCUGGCAUCCUCGCGAGAGUUGCCGCUUCUAUCCAACUUGUGCUCACCAGGCACGCGAUUGUGGCUUUGCUCAUCCAUUUUGUGGUCCACGAUGCGAAUGUUUGCCUACAAAGCGAAACCCACAAAUGAAUCAUUGGACCGAGCAUCUGGAGAAAAACUUUGGAACCUUGCCAGCCACUCUU
Messenger RNA from Mesorhabditis belari, 1806 nucleotides. NCBI's taxonomy places the organism in Eukaryota, Metazoa, Nematoda, Chromadorea, Rhabditida, Rhabditidae. The record is from the annotation of a GenBank genome assembly.